AUGUGGCGUUUUCUUCUUCUCUUGUUCUGUCUUCACGGAUUGAGAGAUGCAACUGGCUUGCCGGACCCUCGUCUUCCGGGAAACGUUAUUCGAGACCACAUCAAGAAGUACAUCGAUUUCUCCGUUGAUCCAUGCGAGGAUUUUUAUGCACACGUCUGCCCUAAAGAGUUUAACUUGAGCUUUCUCUCGGACCUCAUGAACAUCAAAACGAAACUUGUUCACGAGUAUAAGAAUAAUAAUCCGGAUUUUUCCCAAUGGACGAACCUUCAUGAUGGAGCAAUCGAUGAAAUUAUAGAGUUUUUGUCAGCAGAGGAAAGAUGCAUUGACACAAAAAAUAUUUUUGUUGGAUCGUACCUCUAUCUGAAUGAUAGUAUUCUUGAUGGAUUCGAAACUGCGGAUUGUGCCGGGAGGGAAAACAUUUUGAAAGCAGUUUUCAAUUCAAAUCGGGUCUACUAUGAACAAUCGAGAAUCGAACUUGCUGCUGCUGUGGACGCUCUUGUUGCUAGUAGGCUCACCAAACAUCUGAAUGGGGACGCCAAGAAACUCUUUGAACAACUGAAGAACGUCAUGCGCAAAGAGUUCAAAAAAACACCCUGGGCGAAACAUAAUCAUGCUGUUAAGAAAUACGAGGAAGCUCUGGAGAAAAUCACUUUCUGGACGUUCUCAGAUGCCGAACAUAUCAUCAGCACAGCUUUCAGAAAAUAUGAACUCAGCUUCAAUAACUGUUUCAAGAAAUUGAAGACUGCAUACAAUGACAAAGUGUCAACGACGUUUUGCAAAGUGAUGGCAACUAACAAUGCAACUAACUUCUUACAUGAAUCCACCGAGAAACUUUUUGAAAUGGGACUGAAAGAAAUAAUCGGUGAUCGACUUUCAUUGUUCAACUAUAUGGAUUACAGAAUCUACAUGUCAAACGAUUUCCUGCUUCUCAUGAAUACUAACGACACUACGGAUUUGCACGGUACACUUGGUUUCCUCCUCCUUCAUGAGAUUAUGCAUACAUUUGUGUUUGGUUAUGAGGACAUCGAAAAUGGGAAUGAACUAUACUCGUACUGGACCAAACAUGCUGAUUGUGUAGCUAAGCAAGCUGCAAAGACAUGUGAAACAUUCAAAACAGUGUUCGCUGAGGAUGGGGAGUCGCAGGGAUGCAACGCAACCAUCACAUUUGAAGAAGACGCUGCUGAUCUUGCUGCCUAUCGUCUGGCCUAUAAAUUGGGCAAUCGAAAAUUCACCAGAAAAACGAUGGUAGAGAACUAUGAAUCAAUCACAAAGGAUGAGAUGUUCUUCUACGGCGCGGGUAUGAUCCUAUGCAUUCCGAAUGCAAUGGAUCACACACUGUUCUCCGGACAGCCACACUCCAACAACUAUCAAAGAGUGAACUCAUUGAUGUCACAAAUGAAUGAGUUCAAGACUGCGUUUAAGUGUAAGGAUACCGACAAGAUGAUUCAGAACAAAGCCGCAGAGUGUACCCUGUAUGGAUCGAAGGCCCCGUACACCAGAAAGAAUUCUUCUGAUUGA
This is a messenger RNA of Caenorhabditis remanei, 1518 nucleotides long. RefSeq lists its product as uncharacterized. NCBI's taxonomy places the organism in Eukaryota, Metazoa, Nematoda, Chromadorea, Rhabditida, Rhabditidae. Bases 1 to 1518 code for a protein of 505 amino acids. Gene Ontology annotation, cellular component: plasma membrane. Gene Ontology annotation, biological process: protein processing. The transcript is spliced from 10 exons. The record is from RefSeq and is a predicted model, not a curated record. Gene Ontology annotation, molecular function: metalloendopeptidase activity.